This is a messenger RNA of Leptosia nina, 228 nucleotides long. The record is from the annotation of a GenBank genome assembly. Lineage: Eukaryota; Metazoa; Arthropoda; Insecta; Lepidoptera; Pieridae.
AUGCACGGGGCCAAGCGGCGAAUGUCAAUGGAUGGUACGACCGCACACACGGCCAGAGUUUCGAUGGAUUUGUUGCGAGAAAAUCUCCCUCAAAAACUGAUUAGUCGCUUUGGGGACAUCCCGUGGCCACCGAGGUCACCCGACCUAACUCCAAUGGAUUUUUUUUUGUGGGGCUACCUCAAAGAGAGAGAGUUUACGCCAAUAAUCCGCGAACUGUUGUGGACUUAA